Puntigrus tetrazona (Sumatra barb) is the source of this 369-nucleotide messenger RNA. RefSeq names its product probable pancreatic secretory proteinase inhibitor. Lineage: Eukaryota; Metazoa; Chordata; Actinopteri; Cypriniformes; Cyprinidae. The coding region runs from base 1 to 198 and encodes 65 amino acids. The record is from RefSeq and is a predicted model, not a curated record. The transcript has 4 exons. Gene Ontology annotation, molecular function: protein binding; serine-type endopeptidase inhibitor activity.
AUGAGACGAGCAGAGGAUAAAUCAAGACUCUACCGCAGGCCUGCAUGCGGAGGUUUGAGCUUCAAUCAAGCGUGUCCUCUCAACUACUCUCCUGUGUGUGGUAAUGAUGGCAUCACAUACGUCAAUGAGUGCACCCUGUGUGUGCAGAGAAUGCACACUAAUGCAGACAUUUUGAUUGUGAAAGACGGCAGCUGCUGAGGUGGAGGACCUUAUGAUGCCAUCACUUCGCUUUUCAUAUCUAUGUUUGUUUAAGAGUGUCGUUUGCUAGGCUCAUCCAGAUCAGUAUACCUAUAAACAGUAGAUGUGUGAACACCUACCACAUGUUAAAAUUAAAAAUAUGAGUUCUGCUAAAAGCAAGUACUAAUGUAU